This is a messenger RNA of Lagopus muta (rock ptarmigan), 858 nucleotides long. Its product is annotated as sulfotransferase 6B1-like. Gene Ontology annotation, biological process: sulfation. Gene Ontology annotation, cellular component: cytoplasm. Bases 1 to 858 code for a protein of 285 amino acids. The transcript has 6 exons. Lineage: Eukaryota; Metazoa; Chordata; Aves; Galliformes; Phasianidae. Gene Ontology annotation, molecular function: sulfotransferase activity. The record is from RefSeq and is a predicted model, not a curated record.
AUGUCCAACCUCAGUGAGGCAGAACUCAUUCACAAGUUUAAGGGGAUUUCCUUUACCUCCAGGUCUUCUCCAGAGCUUUUAAAUUCCUUGGAUGCUUUUGAUGCUAGAGAAGAUGAUGUCCUUUUGGUUUCCUACCCCAAAUCUGGCACUCACUGGCUUGCAGGAGUCAUAACAAAGCUUUACAAUACUCCCAUUACAUUAACAACUCCCAUUGAACUUGGAGACAUGUCCAAACUGGAGGAACUGAAUCAACUGUCGUCAAAGAGAAUCAUUCCAACACACUUAGACUACAACAUGUUGCCUCAACAUUUUAAGAAUAAAAAAUGCAAGAUGAUCUAUAUCAGCAGAAAUCCAAAAGAUACUGCAGUGUCCAUGUAUCAUUACUACCGAGAGAAUCCAAACCUUCCCACUGUAGAUACCUGGACUGCUUUCCUUGACUUGUUCUUAAAAGGAGAUGUUGUCUGUGGAUCCUGGUUUGACCAUUUCCUAAGUUGGGAAGAACAUAAAAAUGACAAAAAUAUACUGUUUUUGUUCUAUGAAGACAUGAAAAAGAAUCUCCCAAAGAUUGUGAAGGAAAUCAGCAUAUUCCUGGGUAUAAGCAUCAGUGAUGAAGAUAUCCAAGAUAUCUGCAAGAAAUCAUCCUUCUCAGAGAUGAAAAAGGACACAGAAAAAGAAAACAGUGACCCCAGUCACACCGUCUGUGCCCUGACAUCCAACAGGAAGCUAAUUUUCCGAAAAGGUACUGUUGGUGACUGGAAGAACCAUUUCACUCCAAAACAGAACUUACAGUUUGAUGAAGUAUUCAGUGAGAAAAUGAAACUCAGCAAAAUGGCAAAACACCUCACCUAUGAAUUCUAA